Molecule: messenger RNA, 1758 nt
Organism: Xyrauchen texanus (razorback sucker)
Lineage: Eukaryota; Metazoa; Chordata; Actinopteri; Cypriniformes; Catostomidae
Product: lissencephaly-1 homolog A-like
Exons: 11
Coding region: 339-1571 (410 amino acids)
Biological process (GO): vesicle transport along microtubule; microtubule organizing center organization; brain morphogenesis
Cellular component (GO): neuronal cell body; cytoplasmic microtubule; nuclear envelope
Molecular function (GO): microtubule plus-end binding; dynein complex binding
Source: RefSeq, a predicted model, not a curated record
GAGGCGAAUGCGGCGCUGCAAGGAGGCAGACCCUGAGACUUGAGUCCCCCCCUUUUGACUCGAAAAUAACACGUAUUUCUUCCUUUACCAGCGUCUUCUGGGGAUUAACAUUCAGCGCUGACUCUGUAUGGUGCAGUGACUGUCUGGCUGGUAGGUGCCUGCAGGCUGUCAAUGCAUGGUGCUCCCGAAGACAGUCAUUAAGGAGAAGUGUUUUGGUGUGAGCUGCUCACUACCCUGCGAUUCGGCCACGGCGUUCUGUCUCUGAUCUCCUGCCAAGGGAGACCGCAGUUUCUGCACGCUCAUUACCUGAUUCUCCCCGCCCCGUCCCCACCGCCACCAUGGUGCUGUCACAGAGGCAACGUGACGAGCUAAACCGAGCGAUAGCUGAUUACCUUCGUUCCAACGGAUAUGAAGAGGCAUAUUCAGUUUUCAAAAAGGAGGCGGAAUUAGACAUGAAUGAGGAAUUGGAUAAGAAGUAUGCAGGCCUUUUGGAAAAGAAAUGGACUUCAGUCAUCAGAUUACAGAAAAAGGUGAUGGAAUUAGAAUCAAAACUGAAUGAGGCGAAAGAAGAGAUAACUUUAGGUGGGCCAAUUGGACAGAAGCGAGACCCCAAAGAAUGGAUACCCCGUCCCCCUGAGCGAUACGCCCUGAGCGGUCACAGGAGUCCUGUCACCAGAGUAAUUUUCCAUCCUGUCUUCAGUGUCAUGGUCUCUGCUUCAGAGGAUGCAACAAUAAAGGUAUGGGACUAUGAAACGGGCGACUUCGAGCGCACUCUUAAGGGCCACACAGACUCUGUACAGGACAUCUCCUUUGACCAAACUGGAAAGCUCUUGGCCUCCUGUUCAGCAGACAUGACCAUUAAGCUUUGGGACUUCCAGGGCUUCGAGUGUAUCAGGACCAUGCACGGGCAUGACCAUAAUGUUUCAUCAGUAGCUAUUAUGCCCAAUGGAGACCAUAUAGUUUCAGCCUCAAGGGAUAAAACCAUUAAAAUGUGGGAGGUGGCCACUGGGUACUGUGUGAAGACAUUCACUGGCCACAGAGAGUGGGUGCGCAUGGUGCGGCCCAACCAGGAUGGGACCCUGAUCGCCAGUAGUUCUAAUGACCAGACGGUGCGUGUUUGGGCGGUGGCCUCGAAAGAGUGUAAGGCAGAGCUGCGGGAGCAUGAACAUGUGGUGGAGUGCAUUUCUUGGGCCCCUGAAAGUGCACAUCCCACUAUUCUGGAAGCGACUGGCUCAGAGACAAAGAAGAGUGGGAAACCUGGACCUUUCCUGCUGUCUGGUUCCAGAGACAAGACUAUCAAGAUGUGGGAUGUGAGCAUUGGGAUGUGCCUUAUGACACUGGUUGGCCAUGAUAAUUGGGUGCGUGGUAUUCUUGUGCACCCUGGCGGAAAGUUCAUUGUGAGCUGUGCUGAUGACAAGACCUUGAGGAUCUGGGACUACAAAAAUAAGCGCUGCAUGAAGACCUUGAGUGCCCAUGAGCAUUUUGUUACCUCUCUGGAUUUCCACAAGUCUGCUCCAUACGUCGUCACCGGCAGUGUAGAUCAAACGGUAAAAGUGUGGGAGUGUCGCUGAUCGAACCUACAGGACCCUUCACAACACCUCCAUGCUCCCCUCAACAUCUUCCUGACCCACUCCACCUCCUUCAGCUUCCUCCUGCUCUUCUGGAUGCACUCAAACAUCAUGGUUAUCACCCACGGAGCUCGGGUUCAAUACCAUGUCCUUUUAUGUAAAUUAUUCUGGCUGUAGAUUGAGCUAUUAA